AGAAGAAGAAGAAGAAGAAGAAGUAGGAGGAGCCGAACUGAAAACCAGCGAAGAAGAAAGUUAGCGCGGGCUGUUUGACUGGUUAGCUAGCUGCUACAAACAUUAGCUGAGUUCGGAUCUGUCAACACGUGAGGCCGUCAUGGAGUGCACAGAAAGCAGGUUCCCUCACCUGCUGCAGCCCAUCAGGGAGCUCACCAAGAACUGGGACAUCGACGUGGCGUCAGAGCUCAAUGACUACUUGGAAGAGCUGGAUGAGAUGUGCAUCACGUUCGAUGGAGGGAAAACCAGACUGAACUUUGCAGAAGCAGCUCUGUUGAUCCAGGGUUCAGCCUGCAUCUACAGCAAAAAGGUGGAGCUCCUGCACAGCCUGGUCUACCAAACCCUGGAGUACAUCAACGACAGGAACAAGAAACGACAUAAACAGACAGCAGAGUCUCAGGAGGACGGUGAAGACGGAGCAGUGGACCGCCACGAUUCUGACGAUAUGGCCGAGUUCACUCCUCUGGAGCUCGACGCCUCAGAGAAGUCAAAGAAAGCCGACUCAAACACGACAGUGAACGUAACUCCUCUUCCUCCUGAGUCUCUGAUUCCUCCUGAAACUCAUGAGAAGCAGAAACUUCCUCUCAUCAGUGUGAAAGGGGAGGUCCUGUGCAGUCUGAGGGACUUCAGGAUUAACAUCUUCAUCCCUGGAGACGAGGACAUGAUCCUCCUCACGCUGGGAUCGGCUGCUUCAAGGUUCCUGCUGGAAAUUGAUCAACUAGCUGCAGAGACUGCAAACCAGCAACAACAACAACAAGACGCUGCUGCUGCAGGUGAAGCAGCAUUUGAUGCCGCCGUCGGUCCUGUUGAUGUCGGUGACGGAGUUGACGCUGCCGACAGCUUCCUCCCGAUGGAAGACGAUCACAUGGAGCAGGAUGUUGACGAACAUGUGGAAAGACAAGAGGCUCCGAGCGAAGGCCGGAUGAUCAGAGAGAGACGACAGCUGGAGGACGACAAACUGAAGAGGAAGGAGGCUCCUCCUCCGGUGAAUGUGUGGGCGCACCACGACCCGUACGCCAUCCUCGGGGAGGACAAACCCUUUAAAUCAGGAAAAUGUUACAAAGUACCCGACGGUCUGGACGACGGUGGGAAGAGGAAGAGGAAACGAGGAACGGCUCUGCAAGACUUUAGGAGCUGGUUCAGAGGAACCUUUGAUCCUCCAGAGCACAAACUAAAGACUGGACCCACGUUCACAGAUCUGAACUACAUCUACCUGAGCACCAUGAAAGACAAAGUGAAGACGAGGAAGAGGGUCCUCAGGAGAGCGGGUGUCGUCGUCUCUGAUGAGGAGCUGAGGCGGACCUUCCUGCAGCCAGAGGCGGGGCCACAUCAACAAGGGGAGGAGCCUGUGGAUGGAUUCAGACACCCUGACCUGCUGGGUGGAGAUGACGACAUCUCAGAUAACGAACAUGAACCAUUCCCGGACGAUAUUCCUGCUGAGUUUGGAGGAGGAGCAGAUUUCAUUUCACCAGACGCUCAGAGAGACGAGCUGAGUUAUGAAGAUCUGGUGAAGCUACGAGUGGAGCAGCUGGUGGUGAACAGCCGAGGUUACACUCAGGAGACGGCUCUGAGUCGGAGAGUUAAGGACUGGGAGGACAAGAUCCGACCUGAGCUCAUGCUGCAGGAGGCGCGUCCAGUGUUUGACAUCCACGAUUAUGGCGAUCGGAUCAUUGGAGCGCUGAACGCCGUCGGUCAGCGUCGAUCCUUCGCCUCCAUCGUGUCGGGGUUGGAUAACUUUGAAGCCUGCAAAUAUAUGCUGGCUACACUGCAGCUGGCGAACGACUACACAGUGGAGGUGGACUCGGCUGUCGGUCUGGAGGAGAGCGUGGACUCGAUGGGUCUGACUCUCCUCAGCACUCACAAAGCGACAGAUAGAUUCAAAACUCUGACCUCUUCGACAUGAGACCAACCAGGACUCCAAACACAUGAGAUCAAACGUGCGUGUGCUCUAAGGGUAUUUUAUCCUCCUUUACCUCCACAUGAACAUAUUUCUAUGUUACUCUCUCUGUACCUCUGAUUCCUUCUGUCACUAAAUCAUGAUCCGUCUCUGUGACAGAGGAACCAUGACUUAUAAUCACGUGUUCUGUCUUCCAGCUAUUUCUGAAAUCUGAAUAUUUGUAAUAAAAACAUGUCCUUUGGAACA
Messenger RNA from Notolabrus celidotus (New Zealand spotty), 2182 nucleotides. It is a transcript of the gene ncaph2, whose product is annotated as non-SMC condensin II complex, subunit H2. The transcript has 20 exons. The record is from RefSeq and is a predicted model, not a curated record. Gene Ontology annotation, cellular component: nucleus; condensin complex. NCBI's taxonomy places the organism in Eukaryota, Metazoa, Chordata, Actinopteri, Labriformes, Labridae. The coding region runs from base 140 to 1942 and encodes 600 amino acids. Gene Ontology annotation, molecular function: chromatin binding. Gene Ontology annotation, biological process: meiotic chromosome condensation; mitotic sister chromatid separation.